Messenger RNA from Ceratina calcarata, 2119 nucleotides. RefSeq names its product U3 small nucleolar RNA-associated protein 6 homolog. Gene Ontology annotation, molecular function: snoRNA binding; protein binding. Gene Ontology annotation, cellular component: Pwp2p-containing subcomplex of 90S preribosome; small-subunit processome. The transcript has 9 exons. The record is from RefSeq and is a predicted model, not a curated record. The coding region runs from base 143 to 1945 and encodes 600 amino acids. Gene Ontology annotation, biological process: maturation of SSU-rRNA from tricistronic rRNA transcript (SSU-rRNA, 5.8S rRNA, LSU-rRNA). NCBI's taxonomy places the organism in Eukaryota, Metazoa, Arthropoda, Insecta, Hymenoptera, Apidae.
CUGCCCUGCAACUACCACCACCACCUCUGCUCCUAAUAAUAAUCAUAAUUUAACAUCCAGAAGUGCUGUUGUCUUAUACACGUGACAAAGAUUUUUAUAUUUAUCUCAAAUUGUAUAUUUUGUUUAAUUAAAAAGCUUGACCAUGGCGGAAUUUGUUGAAAAACGAUGCGAGGAUAUGAUUCCCGAAUUAGAACAGAUGGAAAGAAUGAAGCUGUUCGACAAAAAUGAAAUUCGAGGAAUUGCAAAAAAGUUGAAAGAAUAUGAAUAUAAAAUUCAGCGACACACGAAAACUAAGGAAGAUUAUUUAAGAUAUAUACAGUACGAAAUGGAUCUUCUUAAAUUAAUCAAACAACGCCGAGGAAAAUUUGGUAUGAAUCAGAAAAAAUCAGAUAUCGAUUACAUGAUUACAAAUAAAAUGAAUUAUUUGUAUAGAGAUGCAAUAUUUAAAUUCCAAGAUGAUAUUCGAUUUUUCAUUGCCUAUAUCAAAUUCUGCAAACAUGUUCACUUGCAGAACAACGUUAGUAACAUGUUAGGUCAAAUGUUAUAUCUUCAUCAGGAUAAACCAAAAUGCUGGCAUAUUGCUGCUCGUUGGGAGUUGGAAGAAACUAAAAAUAUCACAAAUGCACGUCAGUACCUCUUUCGAGGUCUACAUAUACAUCCCACUUCUCAAUUAUUAUUUCUUGAUGCUUUCAGAUUAGAAUUGAACGAAGCAUUGACCAAUGAUGAAAGAGGUGAGAAUAAUAGUAAUGACACAACACCAACGGGAACUGAUGAUAAUAUGACUACUAGAUUGAAAAGAGCUAACGUUAUAUAUGAACAAGCGUCAAAACGCAUUAAAGAUAUCAAGUUCAUUAUUGAAUUACUGAACAUUACGAAAGAAUACAAACAUGCGCAAGCAUUGCAAAAUAAAAUCGUAAGUGAUAUCAUUCAAGAAUAUCCUCAUGAACCUCUAAUGUGGAACACAAUGGCCAGACGAGAAUUAGAAGGACUUGUUCAACCUCCUCUGAAUGAUACAACAAUGGAAAUUGAUAGUUCGGAACAAGUUUCAUUAAGAGAUCGUAUAACUUCUUGUAAUAAAGUGUAUCAAACAGCAGUCAAGAAGAUUAAAACUGAAGAAAUGUGGUCAUUUUAUAUAGAAUGUUUAAUAGAAAUUAACGAGAAACCCUCGUUACCAAACUUCAAAAGGAAAUUAUUAAAAACUGCAUUAUCGCAGGCACAUCAAGCAAAAAAAUUGAAAGAAAAAUAUUAUUUGCAUUGGAUCAAUAUGUUAAACGUUGAAAAGAAAGAUGAAAAUACUGAUAAGAAGCUGAAAGAGAUUUUGAGUAUGGCAACUGAAACUUUGCCAAGUAGUAUAAGUCUUUGGCACGCUAGAGUAAGAUACUUGUUUGCUUAUGGAGAAGACGACGAAGCUGAGGCUGCUUUUUCUAAGGCAACGCAAAUCCUCGGUGAAAAAUCAUUGCCUCUAUGGAAACUAAAGAUAUUACAUGUACAAUCAAAGUGUCCCGAGAAAAAUGAACAAGUUUUCCAAGCUGCUAUGCAGGCACAUCCAAAUAUCGCUCAAGAAAUAAAACCUACUUACAUCGAAUGGCUGGUCCUAACAAAAAAUAUACAAACGGCCAGAAAAGUUUAUGACAACAUCUGUUUGCAACCCCCUUUUUCUCUUGAAUUGCACAGAAAAAUGAUUGAACUAGAACUUGUCCAGCCCGAAAUAUCGGCAAAACACGUUCGAAAGUGCAAUGAAAUGUCAAUACUGCAGUUUGGUAAAAAUAAUACGAGCGUUUGGAUGGAAUUUAUCAAGUUCGAAAUGAAACACGGUGACCCAAUAAAAGUUGGCGAACUUCAUAGAAGAGCAGUCCAAAUGUUAGAAUCAGAAUUGGUGGACUCAUUUCUUUCAGAAUACAGUUUACUUAAAGUCAGUUCAGAUUCCAUUAACGCCAAGACAUAAGCAUAUACAGUAAAAUGUAUGAUAAAUACAUUGUACAUAUAAUAAGUAGGUAAUUUAUAUAUGUCACGUAUAUUUACGUUUAUAAUAUGUAUUCGUGCAUUUACUUCAUGAUAGAUUUACGUGCAUCUAGGAAUCCAUUCAUGACUCGAGUGGUAUCUCUUUCUCCAUACGCGU